Messenger RNA from Cynoglossus semilaevis (tongue sole), 2535 nucleotides. RefSeq names its product transmembrane protein 35 (gene tmem35). The record is from RefSeq and is a predicted model, not a curated record. The transcript has 2 exons. Gene Ontology annotation, biological process: chaperone-mediated protein complex assembly; positive regulation of protein localization to cell surface. NCBI's taxonomy places the organism in Eukaryota, Metazoa, Chordata, Actinopteri, Pleuronectiformes, Cynoglossidae. Gene Ontology annotation, molecular function: acetylcholine receptor regulator activity. The coding region runs from base 1023 to 1508 and encodes 161 amino acids. Gene Ontology annotation, cellular component: endoplasmic reticulum.
UUUUUCUAUUAAUGAGAGUUUUUUCUUGUCUUUUAAACAUGGAAUCAUGUUUGACUUUGCACUUAAAGGAGAGCACGUGCAGGGUGAUAAACAUUGUUUUCAAACUGUAUCUUAAACAUAUUUUUUUACUGCUGCUGAAUGGUGUUAAUGGGUUAAUAAUAUAAAAUGUUUUCUAAAUGAUUAUUAUUUGAUAUUAUCAAUAUAUUUGUUUAUAUCUAUGUUUUUGAUGUUUAGAUGGUGGGGGAACUUUAUUUUAAUUAAAUAGUAAAUAGUAGUAGUACAUUUAUUUUAUUGUUAUAAUAAUGGGUCAAUUUACCAAGCGAGGGACAAUGAGCGCGACUGGAAAAUCUCGCAAAGGUUGCUUACUCGUAAAUUGGUAACUCGUAUUUCGGGUAGCUCGAAUCUUGAAGCUCCACUGCAGUUAUUUUAAACACGUACUAGCCUUCAGCCAUCAUUACACAUCCAUUCGUGGGACUAUCACGUUCACCCUGCUUUUCUUGCUGUUGAUUCACAAUCCCGGCCUCAUUGGAAUAAUAACACAAAAGGUCUUUUAAGAUAACCCCAUCGCUUCUAAACAAUGUAGAACAGGAAAUGUGUGUAUAUAAAUGUCAGACAUACAGGUUGAUUGAUAAACAUGCAAAAUAUUUGCCUUUUCGUGAUUUCUUAAUAGAGUCUCUGGUAUAACAGCUCACUGCCAUCUUUGUGGUUCUAGCAGAAACUCGGCCCAAUAUUAACAACUGAUAGUUUAAGGUUUAAGCAAUGUAGAAAUUCAGUUUUAUUCGAGUCAUUAAGAAUGUGACAAUGCGGUUGUUUAUAUAGUUAUGGAUAUUUUUGAAUAGCGUAUUAAAAGAAAGAAACCCUUAACAAUAUUUAAGACCUAUUAAAACGGUAUGUUGUCGCCGCCAUCUUUGUUGUCCUAUAGAAGCUCCGCCCUUCAGCCUUACACCGAGUCGGUUCAUUCAUUGACCGAACGGUAAAAUCUUCGUUCUGCUUUUGGGUCUGUGAGGCCACUACAGAAAAAAAUGGCCUCCCCGCGGACAAUAACUAUCGUGGCUCUGUCUUUUGCUCUGGGUUUGUUCUUCGUCUUCAUGGGAACCAUUAAAUUAACGCCGAGACUCAGCAAAGAUGCCUACAGUGAGAUGAAAAGAGCAUACAAGAGCUACGCCAAGGCCCUGCCAGGUCUGAAGAAAAUCGGGAUCAGCUCGGUCCUGCUGAGAAAGAUCAUCGGCUCUUUGGAGGUGGGCUGUGGUGUGGUUCUGACCUUGGUACCAGGUCGACCAAAGGAUGUGGCCAAUUUCCUGCUCCUGUUGGUCAUGUUGGCUGUGCUGUUCUUCCACCAACUUGUCGGCGAUCCUCUCAAACGCUAUGCCCACGCUCUAGUUUUCGGAAUUUUGCUCACCUGCCGACUGCUGAUUGCCCGGCAGGGCGACGAGCGGCCCGAGAGAGAGGACAGCAGGGAGGAGCAGCAUAUCCACGAGCAGGAAAAGAACAAGUUUAAACAAUCAUAAAAUCGGCUGUCGUCCCCAAGAAACGUAAUCCGUGAAUUUCCGAGGUGAAGAUUUUGAAGGAUACAGUCACAAGCAGUAAUAAACAACCGUCACUUCCUUCUUCCUGUCUCCCCCGCUGACUCGGUACUCAUUAACUCGUCUUUACACUUAAUGUCAGUCUAAGAUCAUUCUCUCCAUAAUCCUUACAAAUUCAAAAGUAGGAUCUAGACACGUAUGUGUUUUCUAAGAGGUUUCCUGGUCAGGUUUAGUAGAAUCAAAUCAAGCCCCUUUCAUUACCUGCUUCCAAACCUCUGAGGAUGGAGAUAAACUGGAGGACUGAGUCAUAGACUUUGCUGUAGAAAAAAAAAAAAAAUCCACAGAGCUCACUCUGUACCCUCUCGCUGUAGUCAAAUUCAUUUGUUGUUAUUUAUUUUAGUCUAACACUGUCUUUAACAUGUUUGCCUUGAAUUUGUUUGAAGGUCUUUUGUGAAUGCCACUUUUCAGUAACUGUUGUUUUAUCAUUGUUUUUAAAUUGAAAUUAGGGAAAAAAAAUUAAUAUGUAAUUAAUUACCAUUUUUCAGCAUGCUUUCUGCUCCAAAUUAUACAGUGUAAUUUAGAAAAAGUAAGUCAAAGAGUUUCCGUCCGAGAUAUUAGCUGGUAAGACAUAGAACCAUAACUCGUUUUUAAUGCAGCGUACUUAAAAAAAUGUCAACAAUCUCAAAUGUGAUAUUUAAAUACAAGAGUUGAAUCAGCUGCUUUUUAAUUCUAAAUACUUUUUUAAACCCAGGUUUUGGCUUAACGUUUAUUUAUCUAAUGGGACUGAAGCAGCUGUUUCCUUGGGUCUCGGCUGAAAACAACCUUAAUGUCUUUUGAAAAUGUAAAUGUUAUAUUUCCUUUUUUAAGAAGGUUCAAAUGUGUUUAACGUGCUGCUAAUGUCGUUGACUUUGCUUUAGAUUCAGAUUCAGUCAUUUCUGUCUCCGUUUUUGUUUUGGGAAUGAAAAUCUGACAACAUUUCUGUGAACCAUAGACUUGAAAUAAAAAAAAAACU